This is a messenger RNA of Helobdella robusta, 573 nucleotides long. RefSeq lists its product as hypothetical. NCBI's taxonomy places the organism in Eukaryota, Metazoa, Annelida, Clitellata, Rhynchobdellida, Glossiphoniidae. The record is from RefSeq and is a predicted model, not a curated record. Bases 1 to 573 code for a protein of 190 amino acids. The transcript has 4 exons.
AUGCCUAUAGUUGAAGAACUCAACACAAAUAAUCUGAAAAAAGAACUACGAAAACGAAAUCUCGACUUUAAAGGAGCGAAGACUGUUUUAAAAAACCACCGCCUAAAGAACGCUUUGACAAACAAAGAAACAAAUUUAGACAGCAAAUCAGACAAACGACAUAUGUACGUGACCGAACCAGUAACAGAUGAAGAAGGUGAUUUCGACUACAACGCCCGUGGUAUUUGCAAAGCACGUAGUGGUUGCCAUUCUCGUGUUGACAUGCAGAAAGUCAGUUAUCGUGAUGAUGAAGAUGACAAUUUAAGUUUUGAGAUAACCCUUCCAGCACGAAGUGGAAAAAAGCUUGCUGAUGAAGAUGAGAUGUGCAUCGCUGCUUCACUGAUCGACUGGAAUGUUUUCACCGACAAACCAUACGCUAUUCAUCAAAGAUACCUGUAUGGUCAUUCUACAACUUGUAAACUCUGUAGAAAGAUAGAACUUGUUUUAAGUUCAGACGAAAUCAAGAGGGGACAACGACGUCUGCCUAUGACUAGAAGAAUCGCAACAACGAAAACGUGGCGCUACUUGGAUUAG